UCACACCUCAUUACUGAAACUAUUGUAAACAUGUCAUUGCUCUGUGUUCUGGCCAUAUGCAACCUUCUAUUGGACGCGUCCUUUGCGGUAGCCAGUCCCUCAGUGACUGGUGAUGGGACCUCCGAUACAGAAUUGCGUGAAAUCAGACUUCUCCUUAACAAACAUGGAGCGCAAAUAGAAACACUACAGAGGGAGAACGUACGACUUGAAGAGAAAACCAUGACGCUUGAAAAGAAAAUCAUAGCCCUUGAAAAGAAAGCUAUUACCCUUGAAGAGAAAAUCAUGACACUUGAAGAGAAAACACCGACAUUUGAAGAACAACCUGAGCCGAAAUCUGACCGUGUGAACAACACCAAACCAGGCCCAGACAUACUCGGUAUACCAGAUGGUUCGGCAAUAUCUGACGGAAAGUCCCAAUCAACAAAAAGAAACCCUGAUGAAGCCGUUAAGACAGUAAACCCUCGUGUUGAUUCCACUACCGACAGCAUUAUUGCAUUCCAUGCCAUUCUCGUACAUACUGUAAGAGAUCCUGCUGCAGAACAUAUCGUUACGUUUGACCACAUCAUCACCAAUAUCGGAGCCCAUUAUAGAUCUACAACCGGUGUUUUUACCUGUGUUGAAGUCGGCGUAUACCAGUUUUCAUGGAUGGUCAAGGUUGAGAGCUCCCAGUGGAUAACUACAGAGUUGGUACGUAACGGUGUGGUGUUUGGGACAGCCAUGAGCGGAGACGACGCCUAUUUUACAACGGGCGCAUCAUCAGCUAUCACGAUGCUGGCUCCCGGCGAUCAGGUCUGGGUACGGGUGGGAAAGGACCAUAGCGGUGUGGCAGACAUCUACCCAACGUUUACAAUGUUUAAUGGGUUUCUGAUUCACUGAGUUGCUUAAAAAAAAUAAAA
Messenger RNA from Mizuhopecten yessoensis (Yesso scallop), 896 nucleotides. RefSeq names its product complement C1q-like protein 3. The record is from RefSeq and is a predicted model, not a curated record. NCBI's taxonomy places the organism in Eukaryota, Metazoa, Mollusca, Bivalvia, Pectinida, Pectinidae. Gene Ontology annotation, molecular function: protein binding. The transcript is spliced from 4 exons. Bases 31 to 876 code for a protein of 281 amino acids.